Messenger RNA from Necator americanus (New World hookworm), 249 nucleotides. RefSeq lists its product as uncharacterized. The coding region runs from base 1 to 249 and encodes 82 amino acids. Gene Ontology annotation, cellular component: condensed chromosome; site of double-strand break; nucleus. The transcript has a single exon. Lineage: Eukaryota; Metazoa; Nematoda; Chromadorea; Rhabditida; Ancylostomatidae. Gene Ontology annotation, molecular function: histone H3K36 methyltransferase activity; single-stranded DNA endonuclease activity; DNA topoisomerase binding. Gene Ontology annotation, biological process: DNA integration; double-strand break repair via nonhomologous end joining; mitotic DNA integrity checkpoint signaling. The record is from RefSeq and is a predicted model, not a curated record.
AUGGAGUAUCCGGGAGGUAAAAAUCAACACUUUCGACACCUACUCUUCUUCGCUUUUCAUCGAGGCCAAAAAGCUGCUGAAGCAGCCCGGGACAUUUGCAGCGUAUAUGGAGAAGGUGUCACAGGCGAGUCUACAGCACGAAAAUGGUUUGCAAAGUUCAAAAAUGGCGAUUUUAACGUCGACGACUCGCCUCGUCGUCCUCGUCGACGAGUACUGGGAAAUGCUCGAAAGGAAUGUCACGGUCACUAA